Theileria annulata is the source of this 4551-nucleotide messenger RNA. RefSeq names its product (subtelomeric) ABC-transporter protein family member, putative. Gene Ontology annotation, cellular component: membrane. NCBI's taxonomy places the organism in Eukaryota, Apicomplexa, Aconoidasida, Piroplasmida, Theileriidae. Gene Ontology annotation, biological process: transmembrane transport. The record is from RefSeq and is a predicted model, not a curated record. Bases 1 to 4551 code for a protein of 1516 amino acids. Gene Ontology annotation, molecular function: ATP hydrolysis activity; ABC-type transporter activity; ATP binding. The transcript has a single exon.
AUGGUCAAACAUCGUAACAUCUCUGAAUUGUGUAAUGAUUUUAGGAGUUCUGUGAAUAGUAAAUAUGAUUCAAAUCAUCAUUACUGGGAAAGUGAAUCAUACUCCAAGGUUUACUUCAAGGAUCCAUACCGUGGUAAAAAAUUUAAAUAUUAUGACUCCAGCAGUUUUUUGAAAUACUUUUUCUUUCACUGGGUAACUAAAUGGGCAUAUUAUGUUUCCAAACAAUAUGUAGAGCCAUAUAAGUUACAUCCACUUCCUGUUGCCGACCAGAUCCUACGUUGGCAACCACUUUUAUCAAAACACCUCAGCGAUGGUCUACUUAGAUUGGAAUCACACCAAUCAAAAUAUUCUGAGUCUGAUAAAUUUGGCGCUUACAGGCAUAUUCUGUUACGCGCAUUCUUUCUGACAUUUUGGAAACGAACAUUAUUUGGUCUACUUGGCAUUGUGUUUACUAAUGUUCUUAGUAUGAGCAUUUCAAUUUUGAUCAAGCAUUUACUGGGUAUUUUGAACACUAAGUCUUUUACUCUAGCUAAAAUAUUUCUGUUUCUAUUUGCUAUAAUAGGUUUACAAAUUGUAGAUGGAUUGUUUAUGGAAAAUUUUAACUUUUAUCUAAAUAGACUAAAAAGUGUAUGUGAGAAUUCAGUUGCAAUCACAAUAUUUCAACAUGGCUUAUGUUAUAGGCGCAACUUCAAUAACAAUGUUAAUGGGUCCAAUGUCUUGAACACUUGUAACAGUGUCUUACACAGUUGUUCUCCUGAAUCCAAUUGUUCUAAAAAUCCGUUGUUUUGUCCUGCAAGACGAUACCAAAACAAAGAUAUUAAUUCUAACAUAUUCACCUAUGAAUACUACGACUCAUUCUAUAUUUCUAUGUUUUUAGAAUCACUGAUUUAUCUUGUUGACUUCUCAUCAAACUUUAUCUAUGGGUUUGUGUUGAUUUCAUUACAGAUUAAGGCCAAUUUAUGGGUCCUGUUCUUAGUUGGAAUAUUUUUCACAUUUUUGAUGAUGGUCGUUGAGAUCAUAAAUACAUACUUGUUCCACUUUAUAUCAUUAAUUAAGGAUUAUAGGGUUGGAGAAUCAAGUGAAAUUAUAUCUGAGUUACCUCUGAUCAAAAAGUUACUUUAUGAUGAUAUUGCCAUUAACAUUAUUACUGAGACUAGGAAUAGUGAACUACUAUUGUUUUUGGUUAGAGUAUUCUUAACACUUCUUAACAAAACAUUUUCGGUAGUUUUUACCAACCUAUCAUUCUAUGUCUUGAUGAGAUAUUUUGUGAAAUCAGUUAGAGAUGCAGAAGUUAUUACUGAAAUUGAUACGGCUGGCUUCUUGUCAACAUUUUAUAUAUUUUUCAGGAUUAUCAAUUCAAUGUUCAUGUUUCCUUUUGCUCUUAAAAGACUUACUACUUCAUAUGUAUCUUACAACAGAGUUAAAAAAUAUCUUACGACUUGUUCUCCUAACUUUUACAUUAGUGAUAACAAGUUCACAGGUUCUACAAAGAUGUCCUCCGUACUAUCAGAUGUAACUAAAGAGAUUGACAAGGAUGUAGUAGUUCUGUAUAAGGAUGCCUCAUUCUCAUGGGUCAACAACAGGAAGGAUUUUGCUAAUAAGAAUAAUGAGGUUCAUUUGAAUAAUAUUAACUUCCAGCUUAAGAGGGGUGAAAUUGCAAUAAUAAGUGGUAAUCAAGGCUGUGGUAAAUCUAACUUUAUCAAAUCAGUUCUGGGUGAGAUGACACUGGUCAGUGGUUGUAUGGCUGUGGUUCCCCUUCACACAUCAAUGCCUAUAUUUUAUGCCUCCCAAGAUAUAUGGCUUCAACAAGGAACUAUUAGAUCAAACAUAACAUUUGGAUAUAGAUUUGAUGAGGAUAUUUAUAAGUCAGUCAUCAAAGCUGUUGAGCUGGAAUUUGAUAUAUUAUCUUGGGAGAAAGGUGACUUGAGGGUGGUCUCUGAUAAUGCUCAUUCACUCAGUUGUGGUCAGAGAGUUAGGAUGGAGAUGGCUAGAGCAAUCUAUGCCUAUCUUAUAUUUAGUAAGGUUAACAAGGAUUAUAAUAGCCAAUGUUCAUUUUUGAUGUGUCUUGACGGACCAUUCCAUGUUUUAGACCCUUACGUAUCUAGAACUGUUUUCAACAAUUUGUUCAAUGCUCAGACUGGAUUGCUUGUUAAGGAUGACUUAGCUGUUAUCCUUUCAUCAUCACUAACUUUGCUUGAUAAAUGUGUCUCACCAUCUUAUACUAAAAUCUUCCCAAACAUACCCAUAUACGAGAUUGAUAAUAAAUCACUGUAUUUCCACUGUUAUUUGUCAGAUGUUUUUAGUGAUAAAACACUGAACGGUUUUGAAUAUAUCACACCACCAUCAGGUCAAUAUAAGCUAAAUUUCUUCACUAAGGAUUUGAUGAAACUCUGUUAUUCAGGUUCCAACACAAGGCCUGGUAGACGCAUUCUCACAAAGUCCAAGUAUGAACAAUCGUUUAACUCAAUUGUUAAAUCUGAUUAUUCUGAAGAAAAGUUUAAUCAAUAUGCUCAGUAUUUCAAGGCUGCUGGAUUUACUUUUGUUCUGUUUACUAUAAUCACUUUUGUUACUAGUGUUAUGGAUAACGCCAAGUUUGUUCUCGCAACAGAUCUUACCGAUUAUAUAUCCAAUAAAAUCAAAGACUUCAAUAGUGGAUUGUCUAUUGGUUUAUCAGAAGUUAGAUCACACAGUAACUCUGCACUAAAUACAAUACUGAUCAUUGUAUCAAUUAUUACUGUAUUUUCAUUAUUGUCAACCCUAUUGUUUACUGUAUCAUGUCUAGUGGCAUCAAGAAGGAUUCAUGAGUAUUGCAUCAAUUCAGUUUUUAAGAAUAGUUCAUCAGUUAUCAAAAUCAAGAAACAAAUUAAUCAAAUUAUAACAUAUUUAUCUACUGACAUCUAUUUUAUUGAUGAAUACGUUGGAAACAUGAUAUCUUCUGCUUUAUGUUCAUUCAUUCAGACAGUGAUUUGCAUAGCCACACUAUUCUACACAAUUCCCUUAUCAGUUCCUGUUAUGUUUACAUCAGUAAUUAUUUCUUAUCAUUUUUUCUUGUCAAAAUACUUCAAAGCAUCCAGAAAUCAACACAUUGGAGAUUUAGAGUCUACGUCACAUAUUAACACAGUGUGUGAGAAUGCUAUAUUUGGAUCGCCCAUUUACAGAAGUUUUAAAAAGGAAUGGGAAUUGGUUAAUGAUCUUAUUGAAAGGAUUGACUACAAGUUUAGGUGUAGAUUUUUGGCAAUAAGUUUUGCUUCAUGGACUUCAGUAUUGUCCACAUGGAUAUUCUCUCUUACCACCGCUUUAUUCCUCACUACCAUGAUAUUACUUGAUAAAUUUACAAAUUACAAAAUGAAUGUUGGUUACUUUGGAUUAGGUCUAUCACUGGGUAGCAGUGUUAUUAAAUCAUUCAGCAAUUUCUCAUUUUCAUUUGCCAGGUUACAAGUUUUUAUGUGUUCAGUUCAACGGUUUCAGUGCUUUAUUCCUCCUGGCACUAAGUGUGUAUUUGAUAAGUUCCGUAAUGUUCAUGAAGAGGAUAUAGUUGUUAAUUCUAGCAAACUUGAGGACCAAGUGGAUAAAAAGAUGUUACUUAAGAAAAGAGCACUUGAAUUCAAAGAGACAAAACCCAAUUUAAUAAAGAGGAUUAUGUUUAGGCCAAAAAUCAACAUUAUUGAUAUUUGCAAAUAUCUUCCAUCUGAACACAAUGGUAUAGUUUUGAAGGAAGUUUGUGUAUAUACCACAUCUCAGAUGAAUGAGGAAGGUCUUAUCCUCAAUAAUAUAAAUGCAUCACCAUCUAGGUCAGAUAUUAUCGGAAUCAUUGGCAGAACUGGAGCUGGUAAGACAACUCUAUUAUCUGUUCUGCAAAAUACCGUAAGGUAUAGAACUGGUCAAGUAUUGCUGGAUGGCAGAGAUUUACAAGACAUUCCCAAGAGUGUCAUUAGGCACAUUAUUGGUGUUCUACCUCAACUUCCAUUUGUUUUCAAAGGUUGGACCAUCAGAAGGUUCUUGGAUCCAAGGAGACUAUUUAGUGAUGAUGAGAUUAAUGACGCUCUCCAUAAAUGUGGUCUUCUUGAGUUUGUUAAUAACCUUCAUGGUGGAAGAGAUUUAGAUACUGUGAUUGCCCCCAGGCCUGUUAAUUUGAAGACCAGAGACCCAUCAGCAAAAGAAUCUCUUGGUAAAGACCAAUCAAUAGAUAAUCAUUCGGUAGGUAUUGUGUUAUCUGUAACUCAGCUAAGAACACUUUGGUUUGCCAAACUAUUUUUAUGUAGACAUCUCUAUAGGAUGUUAAUCAUUGAUGAACCUCCAUCUGAUAAUUGUUCAGAAGACGGAUCUGAGGUUCAAGAUAUUGGAAUUCCCAUUUACGAAUUAUUGGACAAAUAUUUCAAACAUUGUACUUGUUUUGUUAUUGCACAUUAUGCCAAAGUCCUUAGAUCUUGUACAUCAGUUUGGGUAAUGCAUAAUGGUAAACUUAUAAAAACAUGUAAGGCUUCAGAAGUAUCCAAAAAUGAAUCGAUCUCAAACAUUAUAGAGGAGAUGGUCAAUAAAUAUUCAAACUAA